Molecule: messenger RNA, 753 nt
Organism: Closterium sp. Yama58-4
Lineage: Eukaryota; Viridiplantae; Streptophyta; Zygnematophyceae; Desmidiales; Closteriaceae
Source: the annotation of a GenBank genome assembly
AUGACCCUGAUUAUCUGUGAAGAGGGGGGAGAGGAGAAGGAGAAGAUAAGAAGAGGGGGAGGAGGAAAAAAGGGAGGAGAUUGGACGAGGAAGGAGAGGGAAAGGAGGAAAGGAAAAGGGGCAAGCAGGGGGGGAAAGGAGGGGAAGCAGGGGGUGAAAGGAGGGGAAGCAAGGGGGAAAAGGAGGGGAAGCAAGGGGGGAAAGGAGGGGGAGCAGGGAGGAAAGGAAGGGAAGAGGGGGGGGAAGGAGGGGAAGCAAGGGGAGAAAGGAAGGGAAGCAGGGGGGGGAAAGGAGGAGAAGCAGGGGGGAAGGAGGGAGAGCAGGAGGGAAAAGGAGGGGAAGCAGGGGGGAAAAGGAGGGGGAAAAAGGGGGGAAAGGAGGGGAAACAGGGGGGGAAUGGAGGGGAAGCAAGGGGGGAAAGGAGGGGAAGCAAGGGGAGAAAGGAGGGGAAUUAGCGGGGGAAAGGAGGGGAUGCAAGGGAGUAAGGUGGGGAAGCAGGGGGGGAAAGGAGGGGAAGCAGGGGGGAAAGGACGGGAAUCACGAAAAUCCGCGCCUCAUCCCCUUCCUUGCACCCAGGAGCACACGCUGCUCGUCGCUCGGUUUGCGUGCUGCGCGUCGCUCGGAGCGCGCGCUGCACAUCGCAGGGUGUGCGCGCUGGUCCCCGCCCGUAACGCGUUUCGAGGGGACCCUACAGCGUGGGCUCUCUUCUAUCUGCAGGGUUCUAGAAUGUCGUCACGCCUGUACUACAGCUAG